Spea bombifrons (plains spadefoot toad) is the source of this 6126-nucleotide messenger RNA. RefSeq names its product kinesin family member 21A (gene KIF21A). The transcript has 37 exons. Gene Ontology annotation, molecular function: microtubule binding; ATP binding; microtubule motor activity. Gene Ontology annotation, biological process: mitotic spindle organization; microtubule-based movement. The coding region runs from base 185 to 5170 and encodes 1661 amino acids. Lineage: Eukaryota; Metazoa; Chordata; Amphibia; Anura; Pelobatidae. The record is from RefSeq and is a predicted model, not a curated record.
AGCUCCUCCCCCUGCCACUGCUGCCUCUCGGCUCCCAUCACACUGAGGAUGUCCCGGGGCUGAGCAGGCUCGCGUUACAUGGGAACCGGGGAGGGCAGGUGACAAGGAGGACAGCGACUCGCGCGUAACACCGGGCGCCAUCUGCAGCGUUGCUUCUUCACGGCUCGGUGACGGCAGGUCCAUCAUGUCGGGCUCUCCGGACGAGAGCUCGGUGCGGGUGGCUCUCAGAAUUCGACCACAGUUGGCCAAAGAAAAAAUUGAAGGCUGUCAUAUUUGCACGUCUGUUACACCCGGAGAGCCUCAAGUACUGCUUGGGAAAGAUAAAGCAUUUACCUUCGACUAUGUCUUUGACCUUGAUUCAAGGCAGGAUGAAAUCUACACUCAGUGCACAGAAAAACUUAUUGAAGGCUGCUUUGAAGGAUACAAUGCAACAAUUUUUGCAUAUGGCCAAACGGGUUCUGGAAAAACCUACACCAUGGGAACAGGAUUUGACGUGAACCUAUGUGAAGAAGAACAAGGCAUCAUCACCCGUGCUGUUAAGCAUCUUUUCAAACUGAUUGAGGAAAAAAAACAAGCUGCUCUGGAAGAAGGGCUUCCACCACCAGAUUUUAAAGUCAAUUCUCAAUUUUUGGAGCUUUACAAUGAAGAAGUACUUGAUUUGUUUGAUUCAACCCGUGAUAUUGAAGCUAGGAACAAAAAGUCAAACAUCAAAAUACAUGAGGAUUCGAAUGGAGGAAUUUACACAGUUGGAGUCACAACACGUAGUGUGAGCUCAGAAGCCGAGAUGAUCCAGUGCUUAAAGCUUGGUGCCUUAUCCAGAACUACUGCCAGCACCCAAAUGAAUGUUCAGAGUUCUCGUUCACACGCCAUUUUCACCAUCCACUUAUGUCAAAGUCGUGUUUGUUCCAAACUUAAUAACGAGAAUGACUUGGAUAAUAGGAUCACAUCUGAAUCUAAUCAAAUGAAUGAGUUUGAAACCCUUACUGCCAAGUUUCAUUUUGUUGACUUGGCUGGGUCAGAACGGUUGAAGCGAACUGGAGCUACUGGAGAUCGAGCCAGGGAAGGCAUUUCCAUUAACUGUGGACUGUUGGCCCUUGGAAAUGUAAUUAGUGCUUUAGGAGAUAAAAGCAAGAAGGCCACUCAUGUGCCUUACAGGGACUCUAAGUUAACACGUCUGCUUCAGGACUCGCUGGGAGGUAACAGCCAAACAAUUAUGAUUGCUUGUAUAAGCCCUUCAGACAGAGAUUUCAUGGAAACACUGAACACACUUAAGUAUGCCAAUCGAGCACGUAACAUCAAGAACAAAGUUAUGGUUAACCAAGAUCGAACUAGUCAGCAGAUAAAUGCAUUGAGGAAUGAAAUAGCCCGUCUGCAGAUGGAGCUGACGGAGUACAAGACAGGUAAAAGAAUUAUUGAUGAAGAAGGUGUUGAGAGCAUCAAUGAUAUGGUCCAUGAGAAUGCAAUGCUGCAAACUGAAAACAGCAAUCUGCGGGUGAGAAUUAAGGCCAUGCAGGAAACCAUUGAUGCUUUAAGAAUGAGGCUCACCCAGCUUAUGAGUGAUCAAGCCAACCAGGUCCUUGCUAGAGCAGGAGAUGGAAAUGAAGAAAUAAGCAACAUGAUUCACAAUUACAUCAAAGAGAUUGAGGACCUACGAGCCAAAUUAUUAGAAAGCGAAGCAGUGAAUGAAAACCUUCGGAGAAACUUGUCAAGAGCUUCGACAAGAUCUUCCUACUUUUCUGCUCAUUCUCCUUUCCCUGCAUCUUUACUUCCUGCGGAGAAAGAGACCACUGAAAUCAUAGACAUGGCAAAAAAAGACUUGGAAAAAUUGAAAAAGAUUGAGAAAAAGAAGAAGAAAAGGCUACUGCAGCUCCAGGAAAGCGAUCAAGAAGAAAGAAGUGUUGUCAGGGAUGAGAACACAGAGAAUGAGAAGUCAGAUGAAAAGGGGAUUACUGAAGGAGAAAUCCAUGAAUUGGAAGAAGAAAUCCAAGAUGGGAGCGAUCAUGAAGAAGAAGAGGAGGAAGACGAGGAGGAGGAUGAAGAUGCUGGCGAUAGUUCAGAUGAAUCAGAUUCUGAAUUGGAAGAGAAAGAGAAUUACCAGGCUGAUCUGGCUAACAUUACCUGUGAAAUUGCUAUAAAGCAGAAACUGAUUGAUGAAUUAGAAAACAGCCAGCGAAGAUUGCAUACUCUAAAGCAGCAGUAUGAAGAGAAACUGAUGACCUUGCAGCAUAAAAUACAGGACACUCAAUUAGAGAGAGAUCGUGUCCUGCAGAACAUGGGAUCAAUGGAAACAUGCACUGAAGAAAAAACAAAAAAGAUCAAGACUGAGUAUGAAAAAAAGCUUCAGACAAUGCAUAAAGAACUUCAAAAACUGCAGGCCGCUCAAAAGGAACAUGCCCGGCUCUUGAAAAACCAGUCACAGUAUGAAAAGCAGAUGAAGAAGUUGCAACAGGAGGUGGUGGAAAUGAAGAAAACAAAGGUACGGCUUAUGAAACAAAUGAAAGAAGAGCAAGAGAAGGCCAGAUUAACAGAAUCACGCAGAACCCGUGAAAUUUCACAACUGAAAAAGGACCAGCGGAAACGAGAGUAUCAGCUAAAACAGCUUGAAGCCCAAAAAAGACAACAAGAAGUUGUGUUGCGUCGCAAGACAGAAGAGGUCAAUUCUCUUAGGCGGAAAGUAAAACCAAUGUCUGAUAAAGUUGGUGGAAGGGUGAAUCGAAAAAUAAGUUUACCUGAACCCAUUUCUGAGCAUGUAUCAAAUUAUGCAGAUGAGCGUGAUUCUACGAGAGUAGUAGGAAAUCAGAGACUGAGAAUUCCUGUUGCCAAAGUGCAGCCUGCGACGACCACCGCAUUAAAUGGAACUAGGAAAAAACAUCAAAGAACAAGCAUUUACACUUCAAAGGCAGCCAGACAGAAGUGGCAGUCACUGGAGCGCAGGAUCACAGACAUUGUGAUGCAGAGGAUGACUAUUUCUAAUAUGGAAGCCGACAUGAACAGACUACUGACGCAACGGGAGGUACUUACAAAAAGAAAAGAAAAGGUGAUGAAGAAGAGAGACCGAAUUUUGAAGGAAAAUGGAGAGGCCGACAAAAAUGUUUAUAACCUCAAUGAAGAAAUUGAGUGCCUUAGUGCCAAUGUUGACUACAUAAAUGACAGCAUAUCUGACUGUCAAGCCAGCAUCAUGCAGAUGGAAGAGGCAAAGGAAGAGGGUGAUACGUUGGAUGUAACUGCGAUUAUUAGUUCCUGCACUCUUACAGAAGCACGAUACUUACUGGAUCAUUUUCUUUCAAUGGCUGUCAGCAAGGGUCUAUUAGCAGCACAGAGAGAGGCUCAGAUUAAAGUUCUUGAAGGACGUCUCAAACAAACUGAAUUCACCAGUGCUACUCAAAAUCAGCUUUUGUUUCAUAUGUUAAAGGAAAAGGCGGAACUGAAUCCUGAACUUGAUGCUCUUCUAGGCCAUGCCUUACAAGACCUAGAUAGCAUUCCACUGGAGAAUACAGAAAAUAGCAGCGAUGAAGAAGGGUCGUUGCAGAGUCCCGGAACAGAAGGCAGUUCCUUGUCUUCAGAUCUCAUGAAACUGUGCGGUGAGGUGAAACCCAAGAGUAAGGCUCGAAGGCGAACUACUACUCAACUGGAGCUGCUUUAUGCAGAUAACGUCGAGUCACCCGCGGAUCCAGGCACAGGAGACCCUGGUGUGUCCACUUACCUCCCGCCAGUGGCAGAAGUUCCAGAGACUGUACCGAACUUGGAAGCAAGUGGAAAUAAUGUUAGGGAGAAAGAUCUACAACAACCACCUUCUGGUUUACCUUCUAAAAUAGGCAGCAUGGCAAAGCAAAUCCCUUUGGCUGAAAAACGUGUACCUGAACCUUCACCGUUAUCAAGAAGGAAAACUUAUGAAAAAGGUGGAGAUAAAACAAUAAAAACCAAAGAACAGAAGUGCUCAGAUUCUGGAACUUCAGAGGCUAGUCUGUCACCUCCUUCUUCCCCAACAAGUCGGUCCCGUAACGAAAUGAAUGUUUUUAGCCGUCUCACAGUUUCUCAGGGAAACGCAGCUUUUCAGCAGGAUAAGUCUGAUGAAAGUGAUUCCUCUCUGUCCGAGGUACACAGGGGCAUAAUUAACCCAUUUCCUACCCCCAGAGGCAGCAAGUCAUCACUUUUGCAGUGCACUCAUAUAGCCGAAGGGCACAACAAGGCUGUGCUUUGCCUAGAUGCUACUGAUGAUCUGCUUUUUACUGGAUCUAAAGACCGUACUUGUAAAGUAUGGAAUCUUGUCACCGGGCAAGAAAUUAUGUCUCUUGGAGGUCAUCCGAAUAAUGUUGUGUCUGUGAAGUAUUGCAACUACACCAGUCUGGUGUUCACUGUUUCAACAUCUUAUAUUAAGGUGUGGGACAUCAGAGACUCUGCUAAAUGUGUCCGGACGCUUACAUCUUCCGGUCAAGUGGUGGCUUGGGAUUCAUGUGCUGGAAGUCAGAACCGAACAGUAACUAUACCUGCUGGAGAGAACCAAAUCAAUCAAAUUGCACUCAACCCCACAGGCACUGUACUUUAUGCAGCUGCUGGAAAUGCAGUGAGGAUGUGGGAUCUAAAGAGGUUUCAUCCUACUGGAAAGCUUUGCGGACAUCUUGGACCUGUUAUGUGUCUUACAGUAGAUCAGAUAGCUAAUGGGCAAGAUCUGAUUAUUACUGGUUCUAAGGAUCAUUAUAUAAAGAUGUUUGAUAUAACUGAAGGCGCGCUUGGUACUGUAAGUCCUACACAUUGUUUUGAACCUCCUCAUUAUGAUGGAAUUGAAUCACUUGUCAUCUAUGGAGACAACCUUUUCAGUGGAUCCAGAGACAAUGGAAUUAAGAAAUGGGACCUAUCUAGAAAGGAUCUUAUUCAGCAAGUUCCAAAUGCCCAUAAGGAUUGGGUAUGUGCUCUUGGAGUUGUGCCGAACUUCCCUGUUAUUCUAAGUGGUUGUCGAGGAGGCAUUUUAAAGCUCUGGAAUGUAGACACCCUUUUACCCAUAGGAGAUCUCAAAGGACACGAUAGCCCUAUAAAUGCAAUCUGCACGAACUCAACUCAUAUCUUCACAGCAUCAGAUGAUCAGACAGUGAGGAUUUGGAAAGCUAACGGAUUACUGGAUGGACAGUUAUCAGAUGGAGGUGACACCAGUGAAGAUGUUGCAAGCUGCUGAGCUUUGUGUUCUACAUGAUACUGUGAUACGCUGUUUACUGUUUUUGACUCAUUCGGGCAUUUAAUGAUUACUGGCUUUAACUAUACUGGAUCUAACUGGAAACUGUAUCCAACGUAAUGUUUGCUGUAUUGUUAAUAGUGCUUAGCUUAUGUAACAAGCUUCACCUACACAUAUAGAAAGCCUGUUGGCAUCAAAAUGUAUGCACUUUGUUAUGGAUGUUGUCUGGGCACAAAAAUGGUCACACUAAUCUGCAACCAUAAUACUAGCUGAAAUUAAGCAAAGUAAUGUGUGUAUUUAACAGAGUAUAAUAGAAACUGUUCACUUUAAGUGAUGUUCCACUAUCUAAUAUCACAUCUUGAUGUAAAGUAUUAAUAUGUGCCUGUAGUUGAAAAAAUCAAAAGCCUAAUGCUUUGGAACGUUAUACCCACCUGGCCAAGGUACAUGUGCCCACUUGUGCACAGGAUUUAAUGUGCGGAAAAUGGCUAAACCAUUAUUUCAGGAAGAGCUUUGUUGGAUCUGUUUCAGUUCUGUCUCCAUACUGUAUGCUAUAAGUUAUUUUUCUUAAUUUUUUUUUUAAAAAAAUCAUUUUGAUUUUAUACUCUCCUCGCAGCUGCUUAAUUGUGCUUUUAUCUAAUUUAAUAUGCUGCUAUAUAUAUAUAUCUAAAAGACUGUUUUUCAAGCAAGAACUUCAUCUGUGGUAGAGCUCUGUGUAAAUAAUUUGAUUGUAAAAAGAUACUUAGUUCCUCCUGCUUAGAUUUUAAAAUGCCAUAGAGAGUUGGUCUUCUGGGGAAAAAAUACUUUCAUUUGCUGACUUUUUACACCUUAUUUUGUAAAUUUGAUGCUCUCAAGAUUUAAUAUAGAUUAAAUUAUGUGUGUAUUGAGUUUGUAGAUCUUUGUGAUGAUAACCUGUGAACUUGAGUUAAGCUAAUGCAUGAAUAAACACAUGCAAAUUAAAA